This is a messenger RNA of Episyrphus balteatus (marmalade hoverfly), 888 nucleotides long. RefSeq lists its product as uncharacterized. The record is from RefSeq and is a predicted model, not a curated record. Lineage: Eukaryota; Metazoa; Arthropoda; Insecta; Diptera; Syrphidae. The transcript has 2 exons. The coding region runs from base 1 to 888 and encodes 295 amino acids.
AUGGCCACCUCCAAUUUUAUGCUGCAAAGAUUUCCGUCUGCGGGUUGCACAGUUAAAGGUAUAAAAGAAUUGGAUUAUACCCAAAAAGCCAUCAGUUGGUUACUUGCGAAGGAAAAAUUUAGUAUAUCCCAAGGAGGAGAGUUUGGAGUUCAAGACACGUUAAAUAUUGUGGAUAUGAAAGCUUUUAUUUGUUUGCUGGUCCUUGGAGUUGCCAGCGUGGCUGGUAAGCCGGGUGGAGGCGGAUGGUCAUCAGGAGGAGGUGGCGGUGGUGGAGGCGGAGGAGGAUGGUCGUCAGGCGGAGGAGGUGGUGGAGGAGGGGGUUGGUCAUCUGGAGGAGGUGGAGGUGGCGGGGGGUCAAGUGGGGGAAGUGUGCAAAUAAUCAAAAUUAUCUCGGAAGAUGGUGGUGGAGGAGGAGGAGGUGGUGGAGACUGGGCAUCAGGAGGUGGAGGUGGCGGAGGAAGUGACUGGUCAUCCGGAGGAGGAGGUGGUGGUGGCGGAUGGUCUGGUGGUGGAGGAGGUGGCGGCUCAGGAGGUGGUGGUGACAUCAAGAUCGUAAAAGUAAUAACCCUUGGUGGUGGAGGCGGUGGAAGUGGAGGUGGCGGUGGUGGCUGGUCUUCCGGAGGAGGAGGAGGUGGAGGCGGAAGUGACUGGUCAUCAGGAGGUGGUGGCGGAGGGGGCGGUUGGUCAUCAGGAGGAGGUGGCGGUGGUGGUUGGUCAUCUGGAGGAGGGGGAGGCGGUGGUGGUGGUAGCUCAACAAAAAUUAUAAAAAUAAUUAAACUUGGUGGUGGAGGCGGUGGAGGAGGUAGUGGAGGUGGCGGUGGAUGGCAAUCAUCUGGCGGAGGUGGUGGAGGAGGUGGAGGAUGGCAACCUUCUGGUGGAUGGGCUUAA